Exophiala xenobiotica is the source of this 2118-nucleotide messenger RNA. RefSeq lists its product as uncharacterized. The transcript has 3 exons. Gene Ontology annotation, biological process: transmembrane transport. Bases 225 to 1943 code for a protein of 572 amino acids. The record is from RefSeq and is a predicted model, not a curated record. Gene Ontology annotation, cellular component: membrane. NCBI's taxonomy places the organism in Eukaryota, Fungi, Ascomycota, Eurotiomycetes, Chaetothyriales, Herpotrichiellaceae. Gene Ontology annotation, molecular function: transmembrane transporter activity.
UUCUGUUCCAAAACGGCCAGGUUACCAUUUCUGCUGUACUUGUCGUCGCGUGCUUCGCUGGGCAAGGUAUUCGAACUUGUGGUGCUGCUAUCGUUUACCUCGGCUGUUUUCGAGCAUCCCACCCAGAUCCAUAUCGACUUGGUCCAAGAGUCGCGAGACCAGUCCAUGCAUACGUACCACAGUCUAUCACCAGGAAAGCAAGCAUCAACGAUACGGCCGCCACCAUGAGCGCAGACCGCAAUCCUAGCACCGCGUCUGGCAUGCACCGCAAGUCGGUUGCAGAAGAGCCCGUUACUUCAGUCCUUGCUGCCGGCGAAGUCCCCAUCUUCGACCGAGAGCUUACUGCCGAUGAGGAAGUCCUCGCCGCCCUGGGUUACAAACCCGAAUUCAAGCGUGAGUUCUCGCUAUGGACGUCGUUUUGUGUAUCUUUUGCCGUCCUUGGAUUGCUACCAUCGUUCGCCUCCACUCUCUACUAUGGCAUGGGCUAUGCGGGUACACCUGGUAUGGUUUGGGGCUGGUUGAUUGCUAUGGCUUUCAUCCAGUGUAUCGCCAUGGGCAUGGCUGAACUAUGCUCGUCCAUGCCUACUUCUGGCGGUCUCUACUAUGCCUCUGCGGUUCUGGCACCUCCAGGAUAUGGCCCGCUUGCUGCAUGGAUCACUGGCUGGUCCAACUGGCUUGCUCAAGUCACCGGCGCACCUUCAGUCGACUAUGCGUUGGCUUCCAUGAUUCUCGCUGCAGGAUCUAUCAACAACCCUGAUUAUGUCCCCCAAAAUUAUCAGGUCUUCCUCCUUACCGCCCUCAUUAUGGUUAUUCACGCCAUGAUCUCUUCAAUGCCGACUCGGUGGAUCGCCACGUUCAACUCAUAUGGCAGCACAUUUAACAUCAUUGCGCUGGUUAUUGUGAUCAUCGCCAUUCCCGCUGCUACAACCCGUCAAGACCAAGGUCUACCUCGAUUUGCUAAAAGCAGCACGGUGUGGGGGAAUUUCUACGAAGGGACCGACUUCCCCAGCGGAGUCGCUAUACUCAUGUCCUUCAUUGCCGUCAUCUGGACUAUGUCUGGAUAUGAUGCACCAUUCCACUUGGCAGAGGAAUGUAGCAAUGCCAACCUUGCCAGCCCACGAGCUAUCGUAAUGACGUCCGGCUUUGGUGGAAUCAUGGGAUGGUUCUUGCAGCUGGUCGUGGCGUACACAGUCAUUGAUAUCGAUGCGGUCCUCGGUUCCGAUCUUGGUCAGCCCUGGGCAUCUUACCUCAUCGAAGUUCUGCCCAAGAACACGGCCAUGGCGUUACUCGCCCUAACCAUUAUCUGCGGAUUCUCCAUGGGUCAAGGUUGCAUGAUCGCUGCUUCGAGAGUCACUUUCGCCUAUGCCCGUGAUGGCUGCUUCCCUGGCUCAAGGUGGUGGAAGCAAGUCAACCCCUACACCAAAACACCCGUCAAUGCUGUCUGGUUCAACUGCGUCAUCGGUAUUUGCUUGACAUUGCUCCUAUUCGGAGGCGAAGCAUCGAUCGGUGCCAUCUUUAGCGUUGGAGCAAUUGGCGCGUUUGUGGCCUUCACGAUCCCUAUCACCAUUCGAACCUUCUUCGUCGGCAACCGUUUUCGGCGUGGACCAUGGCACCUUGGGAAAUAUUCUUACCCCAUUGGUGUUGCGUCAACUUGCUUCACCUCCCUGAUGAUCCCUAUCCUCUGCCUGCCGAGUGUCACCGGUUCCGAUCUGGAUGCGUCUGGAAUGAACUGGACUUGUCUGGUGUGGGGUGGUCCAAUGUUUUUGAUCUUGGUUUGGUGGGUCGUCGAUGCUCAUAAAUGGUUCACCGGACCAAAGGUCAACAUUCAGCACCAGAUGCUUGGGAGAGAGGGGAACGUCCUGGAAGGAAAAGAGGGGGGUUCCGAAUCAGAUCAGGGCACAACUAUCGCUGCUAAGGAUGUUGAUAAGGUAGCUGAAGUGUGAGGCGCCUGUUGCGAGCAGCGCGCUUUUCCUAGUUCUCUGUUCGUUCGAUGAGAGUAUAUACCCUUUUGCUUGGAAGUCUGGAACACGGUCAGGCAAGUCAAGGUCAUGUGCGCUACAUAUGCGUCGUAGUCGUGACCUUGAGAUAAUGGGCAGUUUUGAAAUGCAGAAUGUAAUU